This is a messenger RNA of Papaver somniferum (opium poppy), 2052 nucleotides long. RefSeq lists its product as uncharacterized. The record is from RefSeq and is a predicted model, not a curated record. The coding region runs from base 1 to 2052 and encodes 683 amino acids. Lineage: Eukaryota; Viridiplantae; Streptophyta; Magnoliopsida; Ranunculales; Papaveraceae. The transcript is spliced from 6 exons.
AUGGUACUUGUGCAAAAACGUGUGCUUGCCCUUGUAGGAAGUGCGAAAAUAGACAUAGACGUGGAUUCUCGAUUGUUAGGACCCAUCUGUAUGAGCAUGGUGUCGACAAGACAUACACCACCUGGAGCUUACAUGGUGAGAGAAAGGAUGGUGCUUCAACAAGUCUUUCUUAGGGGAAGGCCUAUUCAUCAUGACCAUGAUGGAAUACAAAUUGGAGAAUCACCCUUAGAAGAUCCAGAUGUCGAGAAGCGUUAUAAUAGGUACAAAUUGUUAGCGGCAGAGAAGUUAUACCCUUCAUGUGAAGACAAUCUCACAAUCCUCUCUGCUAUGGUAGAACUGCAUAAUGUGAAGAAAACUUAUAAAAUUUCGGGUAACUGUGUCAAUAGUUUGCUGGAUUUGUUAAGAGAGUGGCUUACGAAACCUAACAAGUUUCCCAAAAACUAUGAUGCUAUGAGGUCAAUGCUUAAGGAUCUGGUGAUGAAAGUGAAGGCUAUUCAUGCUUGUGAGAAUCAUUGUAUUCUGUAUUACGAGGAAAAUGAGGAUUUAAUAGAGUGUCCGGUAUGCAAAACUCUGAGGUUUAAGUUGAAAGCUACCAAAGAUGGUCCUAUGGUGACAAAUGAACCUUGCAAAAUGCUGAGAUACUUUCCUGUAGACGAAAAACUAAAAAAAAUGUAUUCUCUACCUUGGAUAUCAUACUCAAUGCUGUGGCACGAUCGAGCGCAAGUUUCAUCUGAAUAUAUGCGUUAUCCAAUCGAUUCAUCUCAGUGGGCACAAAUGAAAAUGAAGUUUCCCUUGUUUGCUGCGGAAGGAAGAAAUGUUUGGCAUGGAAUAUCAACAGAUGGGUUUAAUCCUCAUGGUGUACAGACUUUGAGUUGGAGUUGUUGUCCCGUGAUCCUUGUGGUUUAUAAUCUUUCACCUUCUAUGUGUAUGAAGUCUGAAUUCCAAAUGAUGACUCUGUUGAUACCUGGGCGUAAGUCACCGGGUCAAGACAUUGAUGUUUUUUUGCGGCCGCUGGUCAACACGCUAAAAAAACUUUGGAAUCAAGGUGUACAAGCUUUUGAUUCUUUGAAAAGGGAGUAUUUUACUCUGAAAGCAACUCUGAUGUUUGGCAUUCAUGACUUUCCUGCUCAAGGUGUUUUAAGUGGAUGUACCACUCAUGGCUACUUCAAGGAACCCAUUAGGGAUAAGACUCUUUUGGGAUUAGAGACACAAGAGCAUAAAAGUGCACCGCUGAGACUAACAGGAGCGCAGUCGCUUGAGAAGUUUGCCGAUGUUCAAUACGAAUAUGGUAAGCUAGUGGUUCGCAAGACAGGUAAACGAAAGAGAUAUCAGUUUGAUGAAGAGGAAGGUGAUUCUGAGCUUGUCACAUGUGCUUUCUUCAAGAAGUGUAUUCUUUGGGAACUUGAGUCGUAUUUUGCCUUGACUAUACAUCAUCGUGUCGAUGUGAUGCACACGGAAAAGAACGUCAUGGAACACAUUAUCUACACUAUCUUUGAUAAGGAUAAUAAGGCUAUUGUUGCAUGGAAUAAUCGUGACAAAUUGAAGGAGAAUAAACUACACUGUGGAGAGUGGAAAGAGAAUAAAACAAAGAAAGGAGUAGAGAUGGUAGUUAGUAGAGAGUAUCUGAACCAGGCUAAGUGGAUGAUUGCAGAGGCCAUGUGUGUGCUAGAAAAGUAUUUCCCGGCUGGAUUUUUUGAUAUAAGCGUGCACAACAUGGUUCAUUUGGAUGAUGAGGCCUUAGUUUGUGGACUUGUUAGGUAUCGAUGGAUGUACCCAUUCGAAAGGGAAAUGAAGGAGUGCAAAAACAUCCCAAAUAACAACAGAUACAUUGAAGGGUCAAUUACGAAUUCGACUGAAAUGGAUAACUGUGUUAGAUUUUCCAUGGAGCACAUGAAAAAUGCCGAUCAAGGAGGUCACAAAGCAAACCCUGAGUCAUUCUUAAAGGAUGAACAUGAAUUCAACGAUGUGGGUUCUGUGCUUGAUGAAAAGCCAGUUCAGAUUCCAAUUGCAAGAUACUUUGGAUUUGACCAGAUUAAUGAUGUGCUUGAAUAA